Strongylocentrotus purpuratus (purple sea urchin) is the source of this 2073-nucleotide messenger RNA. Its product is annotated as fatty-acid amide hydrolase 2-like. The transcript is spliced from 8 exons. NCBI's taxonomy places the organism in Eukaryota, Metazoa, Echinodermata, Echinoidea, Camarodonta, Strongylocentrotidae. The record is from RefSeq and is a predicted model, not a curated record. The coding region runs from base 104 to 1702 and encodes 532 amino acids.
CAUGGGAUCGUCAGCCGAUAAACAUUUUGACCGCUAGUGUUGUGGACCCGUGUAACUUUAUAAGUAUUUUCGUCAUCUGUGUUGUACAGGUGCUGAUAGUGAGAUGUCCCUCUAUAAGAAGCUACGGAACUUCUUGGACUACCUGCUGAAUCUUCUGAUCAGUAUGCUCUCUCUCAUCAUCAACGGGGACCGUGCUAAGGCCAGGAUCCCGGCCAUCAGGAACCCACUUCUCCUCGAGAGUGCCACAAGCCUUGCACGUAGCAUUAGGACAAGAGAGGUUACCUGCACCCAGGUUGUUGAGGCCUACAUCGCACGAAUCAAAGAGGUAAACGACCUUCUCAAUGCCGUGAUUGUUGAGCGCUUCAACGGUGCCCUUGCAGAAGCCAGGCAGGUCGAUAAGAUGCUGCAGUCGGGAGAUGUACCUGAGAGAUACUCUCAGAAAAAUGCCCCAUUUCUUGGUGUGCCUAUAUCUGUAAAGGAGGCAUUCGAAGUUACAGGUAUGCCCAACACCAGUGGUCUCGUGAACCGAAAAGGUUUGACGGCCCCACGUGACGCCCCGCCCGUCGCUAAUAUGAAGCGGGCGGGGUGCAUUGUACUGGGAAUGACCAACUGCAGCGAGCUGUGCAUGUGGUACGAGUCGGCUAACUACGUCUACGGGAGGACGUGCAAUCCCUAUGAUAUCAGGAGGAUGGUUGGGGGCAGUUCAGGCGGUGAAGGAUCGAUCAUAGGAGCCGGAGGUUCAGUGAUGGGCAUAGGAGCAGACAUAGGCGGCAGCAUUCGCAUGCCAGCGUUCUUCAACGGCAUUUUCGGUCACAAACCCAGCUGUGAUGUGGUCACUAAUGAUGGUCAGUUCCCGACUGUCCACACUGCGAAGGGAAACGAGCUGAUGGUGACCGGUCCCUUGUGCCGAUUCUCUGUUGACCUCAUCCCGCUCCUCAGGGUUAUGGCAGGUCCGCAUGGCACGGCCAAACUGAGACUGGACGAACAUGUGGACCUGCGAACGCUCCAGUAUUUCAGCAUGGGCACAGACGACAGGAAGAUGCUCGCUUCCGGUUUGGAUCCGGAGCUCAGAGAUGCCCAACUCAGAGCUGCAAAAUACCUCGAGGAGAAACUGGACAUCAGGGUGACCCACACAACUAACCGCCGAUUCUUCUACUCCAUGGGUAUGUGGACGGCGAUGAUGACCGCUUCGGACGAGGAGAGUUUCACCAGCCAGUUGGGUGACCACGGAGCCCCGGUCAGUCCCAUCAUCGAGCUCCUCAAACGCUGUCUCGGUCAGUCGGACCACACCCUUCCAGCAAUCCUCCUUGGUUUGAUAGAGAACAUUGACCGUGUCAUGCCAGGUAACAUGGAGAAGCUUCUCAAGGCCUGUCAGAAACUCCGCAACGAGAUCUCCACCAUGUUGGGCGACAACGGCGUCCUCCUCUACCCUUCUCACCCCAAGAUGGCGCUCUUCCACAACGCACCCAUCCUCUACCCGUUCAACGUCGCUUACACGGCUAUCUUCAAUGCUCUGGGCUUUCCCGUGACUCAGGUACCUCUGGGACUCAGCACCAACGGGUUACCGCUUGGGGUGCAGGUGGUGGGUAACAAGUAUUGUGAUCACCUGACGAUCGCCGUAGCGAGAGAACUGGAGAAAGGUUUCGGGGGAUGGACUACUCCCGUAGGUAUUUCUCAUUUACAUGGUAAAACAUUAGAAUGAGGACAUAUAGUUUGAAGAGAAAGAAUACCUGUCAUUUAUAGCCACACUGCACUACUUGUAGCUACUUGCUCCCUCUAUAUAGAAAACAAUUGGUCCCCCGUGAUCCUCUUUUCCUUAUGUUCAUUGAGAGCUGAGUUAAUGAGUUAACCACCUGUCAGUGACCAUGCUGGGUGCCUGGGUCUAAUCCCUCCUGGCCAAACUAGUGCAGACAGGCUUUAAUAGGUAGGUCUUUGCAUAGCCCUACAGAAAGUGGUACUGAAAUAGGGCAAUCAUUCUGCCCAAUCAAAUCAGUCUUCAUUUAAGAAUUUCAGAUCCCAAAGUUGCAAAGUACUCUUUAAUUUUAUUGAUGAUAUUCAUUGACAUAGUUUGAA